AUGAUUCUAGCCACCAUCAUUGCCAACUGCAUCGUUCUGGCUCUGGAACAACAUUUGCCUGAUGGGGACAAGACGCCACUCUCAGAACGCCUGGAUGAUACAGAGCCGUAUUUCAUAGGAAUCUUCUGCUUUGAGUCGGGAAUAAAGAUCCUGGCGCUUGGUUUUGCCUUCCACAAGAACUCUUACCUGAGAAAUGGAUGGAACAUAAUGGACUUUGUGGUAGUGCUCACAGGGAUUCUGUCCACUGUGGGCUCAGAUUUCGACUUGCGGACACUCAGGGCCGUGCGAGUAUUGAGGCCUCUCAAACUGGUGUCCGGUAUUCCCAGCUUACAGGUGGUGCUCAAAUCCAUCAUGAAGGCCAUGAUUCCUCUGCUGCAAAUUGGCCUGCUGCUCUUCUUUGCCAUCCUCAUGUUCGCCAUCAUUGGCCUGGAGUUCUACAUGGGCAAAUUCCACAAAACCUGCUUUGACAAUAUAACAAAAGAGAUCCGGAAAGACUUUCCAUGUGGGCUAGAGCCUCAGUCACGGCAGUGUCCAGAGGACACCGUUUGCAGAGAAUAUUGGUUGGGACCAAACUACGGCAUCACCCAGUUUGACAACAUCCUGUUCGCUAUACUCACCGUUUUCCAGUGUAUCACCAUGGAGGGCUGGACUGACCUGCUCUACUAUAGCAAUGAUGCCUCAGGGAGUGCAUGGAACUGGAUGUACUUCAUCCCCCUCAUCAUCAUCGGCUCUUUCUUUAUGCUCAACCUGGUGCUGGGUGUGUUGUCAGGGGAGUUUGCCAAAGAGAGAGAGCGUGUGGAAAACAGGAGCGAGUUCCUGAAGCUCAGGAGGCAACAGCAGAUUGAAAGGGAACUUAACGGUUACCUUGAGUGGAUCUGUAAAGCUGAAGAGGUCAUCUUGGCAGAUGAUGAAAAUGAAAAUGACUAUGAUGGUUCUCGUAGGAGAGCCACAAAGAACCAUAAAAGCAAAGCCGAGCUUCUAAAUCCAGAGGAAGGGGAGGGUGACCUGGGAGUAGGUUCACCGUUUGCUCGUGCCAGCUUGAAGAGCUCCAAACUCGAGGGAUCAACUUUCAAGCGGCGGGAGCGGCGAUUUCGCUUCUUUGUCCGUCACGUUGUUAAGUCCCAGGGCUUCUACUGGACUGUGCUGUGUUUGGUGGGCCUCAACACGCUGUGUGUGGCUGUUGUGCACUACGACCAGCCCGAACCACUUUCAGAUUUUCUAUAUUAUGCUGAAUUCAUCUUCCUGGGAAUAUUCUUGACAGAGAUGUGCGUAAAGAUGUACGGCCUGGGCAGACAGGCCUACCUCAACUCCUCCUUCAACUGCUUCGACUGCAUUGUGAUAUCUGUUAGUAUAUUUGAAGUUUUGUGGUCCAUCAUCCAACCGGGCACAUCAUUUGGCAUCAGUGUGCUACGAGCUCUCAGGUUAUUGAGGAUCUUCAAAGUCACCAAGUACUGGGCGUCUUUGCGUAACCUCGUCGUCUCUCUGCUCAAUUCCAUGAAGUCCAUUAUCAGCUUGCUCUUCCUGCUCUUCCUCUUCAUAGUUGUCUUUGCCCUGUUAGGCAUGCAGCUCUUCGGAGGACAGUUUAAUUUUGAAAGUGGCACCCCUCCAACCAACUUCGAUACCUUUCCCGCAGCAAUAAUGACGGUGUUCCAGAUCCUGACCGGCGAAGACUGGAAUGUGGUGAUGUAUGAUGGCAUCAAAUCUCAGGGAGGAGUCAACAAGGGCAUGGCCUUCUCUGUCUUCUUCAUUGUACUCACGCUUUUUGGCAACUACACUCUGCUGAAUGUGUUCUUGGCUAUCGCUGUGGACAAUCUGGCCAAUGCACAGGAACUGACCAAGGAUGAACAGGAAGAAGAGGAAGCUGCCAAUCAGAAGAUUGCCCUACAGAAAGCCAAGGAGGUGGCUGAAGUUAGCCCACUGUCUGCUGCAAACCUCUCCAUUGCAGCCAACAAAGUACACAGUGAGUGUCACAACGCUUCUGACCCCUUUCUGGACUGCAAGGAGCAGCAGAAGAACCACAAUAAGGGGGUCAGUAAGUCAGUGUGGGAGCAGCGCACCAAGGAGCUGAGGAAGCAGACUCUGGCAUCUAGCCGUGAGGCCCUCUAUAACGAAUUGGACGCUGACGACCGCUGGAAGGCAAGGACAGGGAGGGAGGAGCACAACAAUGUCAACUAUUCACGUCACAUUCGUCCAGAUAUGAAGACCCAUCUGGAUCGACCCUUAGUGGUGGACCCCCAUGAAAACCGUAACAACAACACUAACAAGACCACUGCCAACAACUCAGACUUCUGUGUCAGCCAGCACCAUCCUGCUGAUGAGCUUCACAGGCAAACACGCCUCCAUGAGCACCAUGGCCAAGUAGGAGGGGAUGGUGGAGGAGGUUCAGGUCUACCCAGACCUCCCUUGGAGAGGGGGGAAUCCACGGAGAGUAGACGAAGCCGCAAAAGUGAGCAUCAUCACAGUUCUCAUGUCCGACUGGAUGCUACAGUGAUUCCUGGGCCAGAGGAGAGGCUACCCAGGCGCCAUCACCACACCCGGAAUGGCAGUCGAGGGGGAGGGCAGUCUGAACACAGGAAGCCAAGGUCACAUCGAAAGAAUGCAGAAGAUGGUGAGGAUGGUGGGGUAGGUGCUGGAAAGUCAGGAAGACAUAGGAGCAAAGGGGUGGAUGGAAAUGGGGAAGGAGGAGAGCAUGAGGGAGCUGGCAAUGGUGGUGAGAAGAGGCCAAGAAGAAACCGCCAUGGAAGUCAAGUGGAGGGCGAGGGGAAAAGGAUGUGCUCACACAGAAGGAAGGACUGCAGUGUCCCAAACCUAUCUACCACACGGCCCAUCCAAAAGAGCCUCUCUAGGCAGAAUAGCCAGUACAGUGAAGAUAUGGACAACCUCAUGAACACCAAACUGGUGUCUGUUUCUACACCACCUAGUGAGGGUCGCCCCUAUCCCGUGACCAGUCACGCUGUCACCCCUGGAUUUGGAUCUGCCCUCCAUCUUGCUAACAGUGGCACUCGUGGAAGUUUGGUCACAUUAGAUAGUUAUGGGAAUAUCGGACACCACCGUGCCAACAGUGUAAUCAGGCUGCCCCACCCUGACUAUACUGCUGUGGAUAUUUUUCCAUCCACCAAUGCCAUACUGCAAGUUAAUAAAAAUGCCAACACUGAGCCUCUGCCAGCAAAAGAGGAUAAGGAUGAUGAUGAUGAUGAGAAAGGAGGUGAAGGAGGACCCAGGCCCAUGCCUCCAUAUAGCUCCAUGUUCAUCUUCUCCACCACCAACCCGUUUCGACGGGCAUGCCAUUAUAUCUGCACCCUGCGUUAUUUUGAGAUGUGCAUCCUGCUGGUCAUUGCAAUGAGCAGUAUUGCCCUAGCAGCUGAAGACCCUGUUAAGCCCGAUUCCCCUCGAAAUAAUGUUCUGCGCUAUUUUGACUACAUCUUUACCGGAGUGUUCACUUUUGAGAUGUUAAUAAAGAUGGUGGAUCUAGGGUUGGUCUUGCACCAGGGCUCUUAUUUCCGGGACUUGUGGAACAUCCUUGACUUUAUAGUGGUUAGUGGUGCUCUGGUGGCCUUCGCCUUCACCAGCGGCAACAGCGGGGGGAACAGCAAGGGAAAAGACAUCAGCACCAUCAAAUCCCUGAGGGUACUGAGAGUGUUACGACCUCUAAAGACUAUUAAACGACUUCCCAAGCUCAAGGCUGUGUUUGACUGUGUGGUGAACUCUCUGAAGAAUGUGCUCAACAUCCUGAUCGUCUAUUUACUCUUCAUGUUCAUCUUUGCUGUGGUUGCUGUGCAGCUCUUUAAGGGCCGUUUUUUUUACUGCACUGAUGAAUCCAAAGAGUUUGAGCGCGACUGCAGAGGCGAGUAUCUGGUUUAUGAACGCGAUAACGAAGUGAAGGCGCAGAAGCGGGAGUGGAAGAAGUACGAUUUCCACUACGACAAUGUGGCUUGGGCCCUUCUUACCCUCUUCACUGUUUCCACUGGAGAGGGGUGGCCGCAAGUGCUGAAACACUCAGUCGAUGCGACUUAUGAGAAUCAGGGCCCGAGUCCGGGAUACCGGAUGGAGAUAUCCAUCUUUUACGUGGUGUACUUCGUGGUCUUCCCCUUCUUCUUCGUCAACAUCUUCGUAGCUCUCAUUAUCAUCACCUUCCAGGAACAAGGGGACAAGAUGAUGGAGGAUUACAGUUUAGAAAAGAAUGAGAGAGCCUGCAUAGACUUUGCCAUUAACGCCAAGCCUCUGACACGCCACAUGCCACAGAACAAGCUAAGCUUUCAGUACCGUAUGUGGGAGUUUGUGGUGUCACCGCCAUUUGAGUAUACCAUCAUGGCGAUGAUCGCGCUCAACACAGUUGUGCUGAUGAUGAAGUAUUAUGGAGCUUCUGACACCUAUGAAACUGUGUUAGCCAACCUGAACAUAGUGUUUACGUCCCUCUUCUCCAUGGAGUGUGUACUCAAGAUCAUUGCCUUUGGAGCACUGAAUUAUUUCAAAGAUGCCUGGAAUAUUUUUGACUGUGUGACAGUUCUGGGCAGCAUUACAGACAUCCUCGUUACUGAGCUUGGGAUGAAUAAUUUCAUCAACCUAAGUUUCCUAAGGCUGUUCAGAGCAGCUCGUCUCAUCAAGCUGCUGAGACAGGGAGAAACCAUCCGCAUCUUGCUCUGGACCUUCGUUCAGUCUUUCAAGGCAUUGCCUUAUGUCUGCCUCCUCAUUGCCAUGCUGUUUUUCAUCUACGCCAUCAUUGGGAUGCAGCUGUUUGGGAAUAUUGCAAUUGAAGAAGAAGAUGACGAGAGUGCCAUCAACCAGCACAACAACUUCAGGACCUUUGUACAGGCUCUGAUGCUGCUCUUUAGGAGUGCAACAGGAGAGGCAUGGCACGAGAUCAUGUUGGCGUGUCUUGGGGGUAAGAAAUGUGACCCAGACUCAGGGAAUACAGACCCAGAAUGUGGCAGCCAGGUUGCCUACCUCUACUUUGUGUCCUUCAUCUUCUUCUGUUCAUUCUUGAUGCUGAAUCUGUUUGUAGCUGUCAUCAUGGACAACUUUGAGUACCUGACUAGAGAUUCAUCCAUACUAGGACCUCACCAUUUGGAUGAGUAUGUCAGGAUAUGGGCGGAGUAUGAUCCUGCUGCCUGCGGGCGCAUACAUUAUAAGGACAUGUACAGUUUAUUACGAGUUAUCGACCCGCCUCUUGGCUUAGGCAAGAAAUGCCCCCAUAGGGUGGCCUGCAAGAGAUUGCUCCGUAUGGAUCUGCCUGUGGCCGAUGACAACACGGUCCACUUCAACUCCACCCUCAUGGCUUUGAUCCGCACAGCGCUGGACAUAAAGAUUGCCAAGGGUGGUAUUGACAAGCACCAGAUGGACGCAGAACUAAGGAAAGAGAUGAUGGCAAUCUGGCCCAACCUCUCCCAGAAACAUCUGGAUUUGCUGGUGACACCACACAAGUCGACCGACCUGACAGUGGGGAAAAUCUACGCCGCCAUGAUGAUCAUGGAGUACUACCGGCAGAGCAAGAUCAAACGUUCGCAGGCUCUUCGUGAUGAGCAGAAUCGAACGCCAUUACUAUUUCAGCGCGUGGAGCCACCUACCCCCGCCCAGGAUGGGGGUCCGGGACUUAACAAUGCCCUACCUCCACCUGAGAUGACAGAGACUACCAACAGCCUGCCGGUGGAGGGAGGUGUCCCGGAAAGCCAGUCAUGGGUGACGGCUCGCGCUCAGGAAAUGUCUCAGAAGGUUGGCAGCUGGAGCCCUGAGGGACACCCUGUGGAUGGCUUGGGAAGCAUGACCAACUCUCAGACGGUAGAGAUGAGAGAGAUGGGGCAGGAUGGUUACUCGGAUACUGAGCACUUUCCACCAAUGGAAGGCCACGGCAGGGCCGCUUCCAUGCCCCGCCUCCCAGGCGACAACCAAACCAUCAAUGACAGCAGUCCAAUGAAACGCUCCGCCUCCUCGCUUGGCCACAGCAGGUCUGGGUGUGGUCACAGAGACAAAGGUGGGGCAGAUGGCUACAACAUGGAGCGUGCAAUUCCCGAGGAAGGAAGGAGCUCCAGGCACGGACAUCGGCGAAAAGACCGGAGCCAUCGGGCAUCCGAGAGGUCCCUCUGUCGCUACACUGAGGCUGACACAGGCCUGGGCACAGAUCUAAGCACAACCACUCAGUCUGGUGACCUCACCUCAAAAGACAAGGAUCGGGACAGAGAUCGUGGCCGGUCCAAAGACCGUAAGCACCACCACCAUCAUCACCAUCACCAUGGCUCUGUGGACAAGGAGCGCUAUGUAGCAGAACGAGGGGGCGAGUACGGACACAGGCACUCUCGUGACCGUGACAGGGAGAGAGAACGGGACCGGCGCUGGUCGCGAUCACCCAGCGAGGGUCGCGAUUGCGUGACACACAGACAGGGCAGUAGUUCAGUCAGCGGAAGUCCUGUCCCCUCAACCUCGGGGACCAGUACACCACGGCGGGGCCGUCGGCAGUUGCCUCAGACCCCUGCAACACCCCGGCCCCAUGUUACGUACUCCCCUGUAGUCCGUAAGGCCAUGCCCACACCUCCUGGGGUGGCGCAGGGCAGACCCACAGCCCCAGCUCCAGCCCCUCGCCGCUUUUCUCCAGAACCUCCCCAAGGCCAGGGUCCUCCCCCAGCUGGCCUCCAGCUUGCCCACCAUGGCACACCCCGCCAUCAGCCCCCUCCUCGCUGGGGAGACACAGGUGGAGGAGGGGGCUCCAUGGAAGGGGAUAGCUGUUUCUACAACCAGGACUACCAGGACUAUGAUCCUCACCAUGAACCACCUGCCUAUGAGCCAAGCCCCAUGCAGGGGGGCAACCCCCACCCUCAUGCCCUGGCCAACCACCCACUGCCACUUCCCACACAACCACAGCCACACAACCCCCAUCCCCUACCUCCACCGCAGCCACACCCAGUCAACAACCCCCACCCACAGCCCAGCCGAACGUCGCCUAGAACUGUUCACCAUGCGCCUCCUCCCACCACGGCUCUGACUGGGCCUGUGCAGGCCCAAGUUCAGUCUGCUGCCCAGCGCCGGCUACCCAACGGCUACCGAUCUUCAUCGCCUUCCACACAUCUACACGGACCCCCACAUACUGGGCCUCACAAGGUCCCUCCUCCAGCUGGGCACCCAAGGGGUCCUCGCAAAGGCCUACAUGAACCCUACAGUGAGACGGAGGAUGACGAUUGGUGCUAGCCUCUGGGGUUGGGGGUGGGGCUUAACAAGGAAAAAUAAUUUAAAUAGCGAAAGAAGAUGAGCCAGAGCACUGACUGCCAAGGGAAAAAAUAUGACUUUUCUUUCUUGUCUGUUCAGUUUUUUUCCUCUCCUCCACUGCUGUCUCUGGGACGGUGAGCUAGAUGAAACAACAGGUAUCACGAUGGAGGGAUGGAACAAGAAUGCCGAGGCAGAAUCUGGAGAGAAAAAAGGUGACACGAGAAGGUAACAAAACACCUUCGUGUUCUGCUCGCAUUGUUGUUGAUCAUUUCUUGAUGCCAAAUGAGACCAAACUACAGGCAGGAGGAGUGACAGACACUAGUCUCUGUGUCUUAAAUUUUGCCUCUAGCAACAAGCUAUAGCCACUUACAAGAUGUCAAGAGUUGCAACUCGACAAAAGAUACUUUACAGUCAGAGACAAAAAUGAGCGACCUCUUUUUUUCCUUGUUGUUGUUGUUGUUGUUGUUUUUUUUUUGCUUCUCUAAGCUAACUUCUGUUAAGUUAGCUGCAAAAAAAGAUUUAAAACCAACCCUCCCAGCCACCAGUUGAAUAUUGAUGAGUUUUAUCAUCUGUGUUUUUAAAUACAAAUAAACCUGACACAGAGCCCUCCACCUGUAAGAGGUGA
This is a messenger RNA of Archocentrus centrarchus (flier cichlid), 7819 nucleotides long. It is a transcript of the gene cacna1aa, whose product is annotated as calcium channel, voltage-dependent, P/Q type, alpha 1A subunit, a. The record is from RefSeq and is a predicted model, not a curated record. Bases 1 to 7176 code for a protein of 2391 amino acids. Gene Ontology annotation, biological process: chemical synaptic transmission; calcium ion import across plasma membrane. Gene Ontology annotation, cellular component: membrane; neuronal cell body; voltage-gated calcium channel complex. Lineage: Eukaryota; Metazoa; Chordata; Actinopteri; Cichliformes; Cichlidae. The transcript has 49 exons. Gene Ontology annotation, molecular function: high voltage-gated calcium channel activity.